This is a messenger RNA of Oncorhynchus gorbuscha (pink salmon), 8954 nucleotides long. Its product is annotated as CREB-binding protein-like. Gene Ontology annotation, biological process: positive regulation of transcription by RNA polymerase II. Gene Ontology annotation, molecular function: transcription coactivator activity; histone acetyltransferase activity; chromatin DNA binding. Gene Ontology annotation, cellular component: nucleus; histone acetyltransferase complex; transcription regulator complex. The record is from RefSeq and is a predicted model, not a curated record. NCBI's taxonomy places the organism in Eukaryota, Metazoa, Chordata, Actinopteri, Salmoniformes, Salmonidae.
AAGAAAAAAACUUUUUGUAUCGGAGGAAUCAACAGCCGCCAUCUUGACGCGGCUCAGAAUCAGGAUUUUGGGAGAGCAUUAUUUUUUAGACCGAAACGAGCCAUUUAGACCGUGCUCAAACGGCUUUAUUCUGCAGAAAAUCGAAGUCUUUAUUCCUUCGGAGAUAAUUGUUGAGAAAAAACGAGGAUUGGAUCAGUUUUUGUCGUCUAGAGAGCCCCUCGUAUAUUUGAUUUCCCCUUCAGAGAGCGCCGCUUCUCCGUAUCUCCGUUCCGAGACGAUGCAUUUAUCGAGAGACAGUAUCGAGAAAAAUACAUCGGCGCAUACAAAAUAUUUUUGGAAAUUUCUUGUCUUUAUUGGAGGCGAAAAUUGAAUUUAAGGCUGUUAAUUUGGACCGGGAAAAGACGCUUAUUUAAAGAUGCCCAUCUAGGGAUUUAUGGAGAAAGGGACUUGAAUCCACACUAUAUACUUUUUUUUGCUACUAUUUUAAUUUAUUUUUCGUGAACCGAAAUAUUUUUUGCCCAUAAUUAUUAACGAUAAUUAUGUGGGUGUUGGGUGUUGGAUUAUCAUGGGGUGAUUGUCAGCGGCGAAGCGUGGCGCUGUUGCCUUUAUUUUGAAACAUUCUACUCGGCUGACUAGUGCAAGCAUUUUUCUAUCUUGCCAGCUAGUUGGUUAAAUACCCCAUACGUGGGGUGUGAGUAAGAAAGAAGAUUGUUGCCAUAAAAAAAAUCUAGCUGGAAGGAGUCAAAUUUCAUUUUGCAUCAUUAUUUAGUGAUCAUUCUUACCGAUCAGAAUGGCUGAGAAUUUGCUGGACGUCGGACCUCCCAACGCAAAGCGACCGAAACUCAAUUCACCUGCGCUUUCAGCGUCAGAUGGUCCAGACCUGGUGUCGCUGUUCGACCUGGAGAAUGACCUCCCAGACGAGCUGAUCCCCAACGGGGACCUGGGUGGCCUGAUGGGCAUGCCCUCCAACGGUGCCCCUGGUGGGGGGGGAGGAGUGCCUGGAGGAGGUCCCCGGGGCCUGGGCUCCAUGGUCCCUGAUGCUGCCGCCAAACACAAGCAGCUGUCUGAGCUCCUGAGAGCGGGCGGUGCUGGGUCCGGUGGCAUGGGCCCCAUGAUGGGGAAAGUCCCCAUGGGCCAGGGCUCGCCCAACCAAGCCCAGAAAGGAAGCCCCGCCAGCGGACAACAAGGCAACGGCUCCAUGGCGGGCUUCAACCAGGCUAUGAUGAACAGCCAUGGACACGGGAUGCCGGGCCAGGUGAUGAACGGGGCCCUGGGACCGGCAGGACGGGGCAGGCUGGGGCUGCAGCAGUACCAGGUCCAGGCCAUGCAGGGUGCUGGAGGGGGCGUGGGGCCGGGAGGCAGCAGUGUGCUGGCUGAGACUCUGGCUCAGGGAGGAGGGCAGAUGGGAGCUCACAACACCAUGAACGCCCAGCAGGCGAGCAACAUGAAUAAGAUGGGUAUGGCUGGCAGUCCUUUUGGGCAGCAGUACGGUCAGGGCGGGGCCCAGCAGCAGAUGGGGGUGAACGCCCAGCAGCAGCUCCGGAACAAGGCAGCCCUUGCCAACAGCCUGCCCCCCUUCCCCAGUGACCUGAAAGGGGCCAACAGCCUGCCCCCCUUCCCCAGUGACCUGAAAGGGGCCAGCAGCAUGCCAAACCUGGCCCAGAUGCAGCAGGUAUCCUCCAUGGUCCCUGGCGGUGGGGUGUCUGCAGCGACGGCGAGCCACACGGCCGACCCAGAGAAGCGCAAGCUCAUCCAGCAACAGCUGGUCCUGCUGCUCCACGCCCACAAGUGCCAGCGGCGGGAGCAGGCCAAUGGGGAGGUGCGGGCCUGCGCCCUGCCACACUGCCGCACCAUGAAGAACGUCCUCAACCACAUGACUCACUGCCAGGCCGGCAAGUCCUGCCAGGUGGCUCACUGUGCAUCGUCCAGACAGAUAAUUUCUCACUGGAAGAACUGCACGCGGCAUGACUGUCCCGUCUGCCUGCCGCUGAAGAACGCCAGCGACAAAAGGAACCAGCAGCCCAUGCUGGGUUCGCCCGGCGCCAGCCUGCAGAGUGCCAUCAAUGCCACGGUGGGCACAGGCCCUCCCGGUAGCUCCCCGGGUUCCUCCAUGAACAGUGGCGGGGUCAGCAGCGGGCACAUUGACCCCAGUUCCAUGCAGCGGGCCUACGCUGCCCUGGGCCUGCCCUAUGGUAACCAGUCCCCUGCUCAGGGACAGGGAGGACCUGGAGGACAGAACACAGCCCAGGGAGGGCAGCAGCUACGCUCCAUCAAUGCACUAGGCACUAACAUGAACAUGGCCGGAGGAGGGGUGGGCGUGCCCUCAGAGACCGGCAUGCUCUCGGACUCAUCACUCCCCUCGUCGCUCAACAAUCAGUUGAUGCCAGACGGGUUGGGCAUGGGGGGCAUGGGCAACCUGCCGGGCGCCAACCCUCUCUCUGCCUCUGGGGUGAGGAAGACGUGGCACGAGCACGUCACUCAGGACCUACGCACCCACCUGGUGCACAAACUAGUACAAGCCAUAUUCCCCACCCCAGACCCCGCAGCACUGAAGGAUCGGCGGAUGGAGAACCUGGUGGCGUACGCUAGGAAGGUGGAAGGGGACAUGUACCAGUCUGCCAACAGCAGGGACGAGUAUUACCACUUCCUGGCGGAGAAGAUCUAUAAGAUCCAGAAGGAGUUGGAGGAGAAGAGGCGCUCGCGGCUCCAGAAGCAGCCUGGCCCCAUGGCAGUGGGGGGCCCAGGGGCCCAGCAGCAGCCUGGCAUGCCCCCUCAGCCGAACUCCAUGGGUCCUGGCCAGUCCCCACGGCCAGCCAAUGGAUCUGUGCCUAUGCCCAAUGUGCCAAAUCAGAUCAUGCCCCGCAUGCAGGUGUCUCAAGGAAUCAAUCAGUUCAACCCCAUGGCAAUGCAGAACGUGCAGAUGUCCCAGGCGCCCAUGGGGGCCCGCGCCGCCUCGCCGAUGAACCACUCGCAGCAGAUGAACAUGAGCUCUGUCCCAGCGAUGGGCAUGUCCCCAUCCAGGAUGCCCCAGGUGCAAGGCAUGAUGGGACAGCACGCCAACAGCAUGGUGGGACAGACAGCCAAUCAGAGCCAGUUCAUGCCCCAGAGCCAGUUCUCUCCCAACACCGCCCCUGGCGGGGGUAUGAUUAUGAACAACCUGGGCUCCCUCGGCCAGCCGCAAGCACAGGCAGCUGUCACUCAGCUGUCCCAGGCGCCAGCCAGUAUAGAUAACCGCAUGCCCACCCCAGGCUCGGUGGCAGAGGUCCACUCCCAACAGGCCCCACCAGACAUGGCCCAAACGGAGCACAAAGCCGAGCUCAAAGACGAGGAGGACGAGGAGGACGACGACUGUGGCUCCGGGAAAAAGCAACCCAGCGACUUCAAAAUGGAGGACGAAGACCAAAAAGACACCAAACCCCUCACGGUCAAGGAGGAGGAGCCAGACGGGGCGGAACCUAAGCAGGAGCCAAUGGAGACAAAGGAGGAGAAGCCGGAGAUUAAGAAUGAACCCAAAGAGGAGGAGGAGGGCGGGGUCAACGGCACUUCAGUGUCCACCUCCCCCACCCAGAACCGCAAAAAAAUCUUUAAGCCAGAGGAGCUUCGCCAGGCCCUGAUGCCCACACUAGAGGCCCUCUACAGACAGGACCCAGAGUCUCUGCCCUUCAGACAGCCUGUCGACCCCAUGCUGCUGGGCAUCCCCGACUACUUUGACAUAGUGAAGAAACCUAUGGACCUGUCCACUAUAAAGCGUAAGCUGGACACGGGUCAGUACCAGGAACCCUGGCAGUAUGUGGAAGACAUCUGGGUCAUGUUCAACAACGCCUGGAUCUACAACCGCAAGACGUCCCGCGUCUACAAGUACUGCUCCAAACUGGCCGAGGUGUUUGAGCUGGAGAUAGACCCUGUCAUGGUCAGCCUGGGCUACUGCUGUGGCAGGAAGUUUGAGUUCUCACCCCAGACCCUCUGCUGCUAUGGCAAGCAGCUGUGCACCAUCUCCAGAGACGGAACCUACUUCAGCUACCAGAACAGGUAUCACUUCUGUGAGAAGUGCUUCAACGAGAUCCAGGGCAAUAGCGUCACCCUGGGAGACGACCCGGCACAGCCACAGACUAUGAUAUCUAAAGACCAGUUUGAAAAGAAGAAAAAUGACAUGUUGGAUCCAGAACCGUUUGUUGAAUGUAAAGACUGUGGACGGAAGAUGCACCAGAUCUGUGUGCUGCAUUAUGAUGUCAUCUGGCCAUCGGGCUUCAUUUGCGACAUCUGUCUGAAGAAGUCCGGCAAGACGAGGAAAGAGAACAAGUUCGCUGCCAAAAGGCUACAGACGACGAGGUUGGGCAUGUACAUCGAGGACCGGGUGAAUAAGUACUUGAAGAGGCAGAACCACCCUGAGGCCGGGGAGGUGUUUGUACGGGUGGUGGCUAGCUCCGACAAAAAUGUUGAAAUCAAACCUGGCAUGAAAUCUAGGUUUGUGGACUCGGGUGAAAUGCAGGAGACCUUCCCUUACAGAACCAAAGCACUUUUUGCAUUUGAGGAGAUUGACGGUGUGGACGUGUGUUUCUUCGGUAUGCACGUCCAGGAGUACGGUUCCGAGUGCGCCUUCCCCAACACCAGACGGGUUUACAUAUCGUAUCUGGACAGUAUUCACUUCUUCAAGCCCCGGGCGUUGAGGACGGCAGUCUACCAUGAGAUCUUGAUAGGGUACCUGGAGUACGUUAAGAAACUGGGCUAUGUGUAUGGUCAUAUCUGGGCGUGCCCCCCCAGUGAAGGGGACGACUACAUCUUCCACUGCCACCCGCAGGACCAGAAGAUCCCCAAGCCCAAGAGGCUGCAGGAGUGGUACAGGAAGAUGCUGGAGAAGGCCUUUGCAGAGAGGAUCCUCCAUGAUUUCAAGGACAUCUUCAAGCAGGCCACGGAGGACCGUAUUACCAGUGCCAACGAGAUGCCCUACUUCGAAGGGGACUUCUGGCCCAACGUGCUGGAGGAGAGCAUCAAGGAGCUGGAGCAGGAGGAGGAGGAGAGGAAGAAGGAAGAGAAUGUGGCCUCCUGUGAGACCCCCGAGCACACUGCUGACAGCAAAAACGCCAAGAAGAAGAACAACAAGAAGACCAAUAAAAACAAGAGCAGCGUGAGCCGAGCCAAUAAGAAGAAGCCUGGCAUGCCCAAUGUAGCCAACGACCUGUCCCAGAAGCUCUACUCCACCCUGGAGAAACACAAGGAGGUGUUCUUUGUGAUCCACCUGCACGCGGGACCCUCGGUCAACACCCUCCCCCCUAUCAUGGAUCCAGACCCCCUGCUGACCUGCGACCUGAUGGACGGCCGCGACGCCUUCCUCACCCUAGCCCGGGACAAGCACUGGGAGUUCAGCUCUCUGCGGAGGUGCAAGUGGAGCACCAUGUGUAUGUUGGUGGAGCUGCACAACCAGGGCCAGGACCGCUUCGUCUACACCUGCAACGAGUGUAAACACCACGUGGAGACGCGCUGGCACUGCACCGUCUGUGAGGACUUUGACCUAUGCAUCAACUGCUACGCUGCCAAGGGCCACGAGCACAAGAUGGUUAAGUGGGGCCUCGGGCUGGACGACGACAGCAACGGAGCGGGCGGUGCCGGGGGCGAGGCCUCCCAGAGUCCGCAAGAAUCCCGCCGCCUCUCCAUCCAACGCUGCAUCCAGUCCCUGGUCCACGCCUGUCAGUGCCGCAACGCCAACUGCUCGCUGCCCUCCUGCCAGAAGAUGAAGCGCGUGGUGCAGCACACCAAAGGUUGCAAGAGGAAGACCAACGGCGGCUGCCCCGUGUGCAAGCAGCUCAUCGCCCUGUGCUGCUACCACGCCAAACACUGCCAGGAGAACAAGUGUCCUGUGCCCUUCUGUCUGAACAUCAAGCACAAGCUGAGGCAGCAGCAGCUCCAGCACCGCUUACAACAGGCUCAGAUGAUGAGGAGAAGAAUGGCCACUAUGGCCGGGCGUGGAAUGGCACCUCAGAGCCUGCCGUCGCCACCUACCUCAGCCACCCCCGGCACCCCCACCUCGGGCGGACAGACCCCCCAGCACCCCACCCACACCCCCCAGGCCUCCUUACCCAUCAGCCAGCCCCAGCAGCAGCCGCCCCCCAACGUGACAGCUGGCAUGGCCCAGCAACAACCCGGCUUUCCCAACAACGGGCGCACCAGCCAGCCGCCAACGCCGGUUCCACAAGGGGGAAAGCCGGGUCCCCAGUCUUCCCCCCUACAUCAGGUGCAGUCGCCCCUGCCCAACUACCCAACAUGACCCCCCCAACAACAACAGAUUCCCCAACAACAACAACCGCCCCCGCUGGCCGCUCUGAAGAUGGCCCGGCACAUAGAGAUGGUGGCCAAGGCCAAGCAGCAGCAGCAGCAGCAACAACAGAACUACAACAUGAACAUGCCCAACGGUGUGCCCAUGAACCACCCCCGCAUGGUGGGGCCUAUGCAAGGCCAGAUGGGGCCAGGGCAGAUGCAGCAGAUGAUGGGGCCCCGGGGCCCCCAAGUGAUGCAGGCCAUGCAGCAGGGCCAGUGGGGCCCCCAGGGGGGGAUGCAGCAGAACCCCCUCCAGAACCCCCAAGCGGUCCAACAACAGCAGCAAGGCCUACCCCAGCAAGGUGGCCCCAUGGCCCCCCAACAGGCUCAGGGAAACUCCACUCAGUUGAUGCAGCAGCGGCCCAUGAUGCAGCAGCAGCCCGGCCUUCAGAUGCCCGGGGGGGUCCACAUGCCCCCCCAGGGUCCUCCUCAGCAGCAGAGCAUGACGCCACAGCAACAAGGGGGCAUGCCCCGGGGCAUCCCGGGAAACAUCGCCCCCAAUGCCCUGCAGGACCUCCUGAGGACCCUCAAGUCGCCCAGCUCUCCCCAGCAGCAGCAGCAGGUGCUCAACAUCCUCAAGUCCAACCCCCACCUCAUGGCCGCCUUCAUCAAGCAGCGCACAGCCAAGUACCAGGCAAGCCAACUACCGGGCCAGCAGCAGCAGCAGAACCCCCAACAACAACAGCAGAACCCCCAGGCGAUCCUGGGAGGCCAAGCUGGGAUGCAGGCCAUGGCUGCUGCCAUGCAGGCCGGGGCAGUGCAGCAGAGGCCAGGGGUGGGCAUGCCCCCCCAGCAGCAGCAGCCUGGCCCUCAGCAGGUUGGUGUCCCCCAGGGUAUGGCCGCCAUGGGCCCACAGGGACAACAGCUGAUGAACGCCGCCGCACACAACGGCAACCCCCAGCUCUACCGCAGGCAGCUGCUCCGGAUGCAACAGAUGCAGCAGCAGCAGCAGCAGCAGCAGCAGCAACAACAACAACAACAACAGCAACAACAACAACAACAGCAAGGAGCCAUGCCCCAGGGCCUUCCAAGCCAGUUCCCCCAGCAGCAGGGAGGAGCAGCCAGCUACUCCCAGCUCCGCAUGCAGCAGCAGAGGGCCAUGCAGCUCCCCCCCAUGGCCCAGAUGGGGCAGCCCGGCAUGGGCAUGGACGGGCCCCAGGCCCAGAACCUCCUCCAGCAGAGGAUGCUCCAGCAGCAACAGCAGAUGCUAAAGCAGCAGAUGGGCUCUCCAGCCCAGGCCAACUCCAUGAGCCCCCAGCCCCACAUGCUCCAAGGACAGCCUCAGGGAGGAGCUCACCUGCCUGGCCAGGCGAUGGGCAACGUCCUGGGCAAUCAGGUUAGGUCUCCAGCCCCGGUGCAGUCGCCCCACCCUCCCGCACAGCAGCCCCCACAUUCCAGCCCCUCCCCCCGGAUACAGCCCCAUCCCUCACCCCAGCACACCAACCUCCACUCCGGUUCACCCCACCCCAGUCUGGGCGGCCUCAUGCCAGGCUCCAUGGACCAGGGACACAUGGGCACGCCCGAGCAGAGCGCCAUGCUCCCGCAGCUCAACACGCCCAGCCGUGGCAGGCUUAGCAAUGACUUGAAUAUGGUGGGCGACACCACAGGAGACACACUCGAGAAGUUUGUUGAAGGAUUGUAGCAUUUUGUGACGAGACUUGUUUGGUUUUCUCGGUUUUCCACAAAUAACUUUUUGUACUGACUGCUAUGUAAAGAGAUGAGGCCUAAGGACUGUGAACCUUUCCUUAAACCAAGGGACUGCUAUUUCUUCCAACAAAACGGAGGAAUUUGAAUAAUUAUUGCUGUUUAAAGAGGAGAAUGGGGGGGGGAAACACAUAUUUUGGGGUUCAGACCAGCCAUGAAAAUAAUGUUGUUUUAAUUUGUAUUAUUAUUUGUUUUAUGUCUCUGGUAUGUACUUUAAUGACACCUUCUCAAAACGAGUCUUUCAUUUUAUUUUUCAAUGUUUUUAUUUUGUACCUUUGCAAAAAAAAUCAUAGCGUUUUUGUGUUGAGAAGAUUGUAACAUAAUUUUGUCUGAACUUUUUGUGCCAGGUUUUGCAUCUUUGCUCCCUCUUCAUUCCUGGCUAAUUUAUUAUUAUAAUGUACCAUUUUUUCAAAAAAGGGCACAUGCCUUUAGGUGAGACUUAUUUACUUUCCGUACUGCAGAAGAGUCCUUGUGGGAUAUUAACGUAUUUGUAUAGAGCUAGGAACUAUCGCACACCCAAACACCACGUUCAGGUGUGAACAACUGACUCUCUCAAAUGCUCCUUCAUCCACAGCUGCCGGAAUGUUCGUUUUCUACUGGCUUGGAACCAGUAUUUCUGUCCUCCAGAUGUUGGACAUCUUUGUUUCUUUGUUUAUCCUUCAAUCUGAAGUCUUGAUUCCCCCCCCCCCGGGCUUAACUGUGGCGUGGGGUGUACCUUUUGGACUGCUUGCUGAUUUGUGAUUGGAGAGUGUUCUGUGCAUCUUUUUUUCCUCUUGCAUUAAACUUGAAUUGAGGUGAAACUGUUCACUGUUGUAAAUCAUGCAGGUUGACAAUGUAAAUAUGCAGAAAAAGAAUGAAUCACUGUACAAACUGAUUAAAAAUGACUCAUUUCGUACUUAUAUACCAUAUUGUUAAAUAAACUGUGUGCAAACAGACAA